Fundulus heteroclitus (mummichog) is the source of this 779-nucleotide messenger RNA. It is a transcript of the gene rmi2, whose product is annotated as RecQ mediated genome instability 2. Bases 82 to 552 code for a protein of 156 amino acids. Lineage: Eukaryota; Metazoa; Chordata; Actinopteri; Cyprinodontiformes; Fundulidae. The record is from RefSeq and is a predicted model, not a curated record. The transcript is spliced from 2 exons. Gene Ontology annotation, biological process: negative regulation of double-strand break repair via homologous recombination; maintenance of rDNA; DNA repair. Gene Ontology annotation, cellular component: nuclear speck; cytosol.
UUGACGACUUCCGGGUAAGACGCUUGGCGCGCCGUUCCAACUUUCCCGCGUGAGGCGCGUCUUCCUUCGGCCCUGCGGAAAAUGUCCAGACCGGAGCACGCCCGCGGUGACAGGGAUCGCCCCCCGCCGGUUAAAGUCCUGUCUGGUCAGCUGCGGGCGGUGGGCAUCCGGGGUAUCGCCGACAGCGGGGAGGGGUACGCGAUCAGAACGGGCGGGGGUCGCUCUCUGCGGGUGUCCUUGGUGUGGAUGCAGGGCACUGUGCUGGAGGUCCAGCUGGACGGGAACACGGUGCUGCUGAUGGACGAGACGGGGACGUUCGCGGUUCAGGGCGUUAACAACAUCCCCAAAGGCAAACCGUGUUUGCUCCCAGGUAAAUAUGUAAUGGUGAUGGGCGUGGUCCAGGCCGUAUCGCCGGAGCCGGUGAUCCGCGCCGUGAAGAUGGCAGACCUGUCGGAGUUCGCUGCGCUCCACCGACAGAUGUGGAGCCUGGAGGUGGAGGAGCUGCAGCAGGUGCUGGCCUGGAUGUCGGACAGCCGAAGCGGACUCCUGUAGCUCUACCUGCGCAGAGCCGGCGCUGCCGCAGGACGGACGGCAUUCACGACGCUCAACUCACCAGGAUGCGUUAGCGCUUCCCUACGUAUAAAAACAUUCUGUACGUCUGUUUUUGUCCCAAUGUUUUGUGUUUUCUAAACAUCUUGUUUCAAAGCUGCAUUAUGUGUCCGUGUAAGGCGGAUGCAUCUCAAAACUUAAUAAAACACUUCCAGUAGAUUAAAAAAAAA